CCUCAUUGAACUUUAACGGUACUCCAUAACAUAAUCAAAAUCUCCUUCAAAAGAAAAAAACAGAGGCAUGAAUGGGCGAAGGCGACGAUUCAUCGCAGCAACUUCAUCAAUGGGCGAUUUCCGUAUUAAGUUCUCUCGAAUCGUAUCUCAUCACCAACAACUCAAACUCGCUUUCAAUCAACUCGAUACUCACAUCCGUACUGGCUUACAAGAAGUACGCUGCGGAUGUGUUUGAAUCGUUAGCGAAUCCGUUGAUGAAGCUUGUUGGAUUGAAGACUGUUGAAAUGGCUGAACAAGGAAAAUAUACUACUGUUGUGAUUGAUUAUCCUACUCAUUUUUAUGCCAAUGACUGCAAGAGAAACGAGAAUAGAGCUGAAACGAGGGUGAGAAAGGAGGCUAGUGAAAUUGAGGAAGAAGGCUAUAUGACUAGAGCCAAAACAGUUGGCAAAGAGCUAAUUCAGAAACAAGAGAUGCAGCUAAGGCAGUUGAUCCAUCUGCUAAGACAAGUUGAAUCCCAAGUAAAUACAAGCCAAACCAACAUUCUUCAGACCCUUAGUGACCAUCAAACUUCCAUACAUAGUGUUUUCAAGAAAGCUGUUGCAUAUGUUUCUGCCAUUCACCAAAGAGGCGAAAAUAAUGGCACUUCUUUGAUCACAAUUCAACUUUUGAAACACAUAUUUCGUCUUGUUAUUACUACACUGAGCUCGGUAGAGUGUAGAGUGGACACCCUAGUGGAUGAGCUAGCUACAAGAAUGUAUAGGCCAAUGGUCGACUAUGUCAAGGGUCUUAAGCUCGAAGUCACAUCAGGAAGAUGCCAUCGCCUACUGAACAUAGUGGAAGAGAUGGGAGGAGCAAUGAGAACAGGGAGGACGGAGUUGGAGGAAGCAAGGAAGAAGGCAAGACUAGCAGAACAUAAUAGACGUGAGGCGCUGUACAAGCUGAAGGAAUCAGAAGAAUUGGCAAGGAAAUAUCAGGGAUUCAAGAAUGGAUCAAAGGAACAAUUUGAGCAAGAGAAGCUUGCAGUGAAGGACCAGGAUCAUGCUAAAGAGGACAGCCUACUGUGGGAUCUACUAAAGAAGAAGAGAAAAUUAGGCAUGGGAAAUGGCAGCAGUAAACCGUGUGGCCUUCCACUGAGCCAGUUGAAAGAGCUAGGUCCACAAACCCCACGUUUGGCUCCCUCCUCUUCACCUACGUACAGUUCAAAUGGGCAUCGUUUGUUACCCAUGAUCCCCCUGGGUACCUCGCCUUCAGUGACAUAUCCGCAACACAGACCUCAGAAGAAGAUCAAAUCCGGAUUUCAUACUUAAAAUUUUAGCAUAUGUAAAGCAGGACACUUGCUAAUAGGGGACUUGGAGCAGUUCGCCUAUUGCUUGCUUUAGGUAACUAUACUUCGAUUACCUUUUAACUUUUACUUGCAAGGUGCUUCAGUGGUUUGCCAUUUUUGCAUUCUGUUAUUCUUCCAUGUUGACAGUGUAUAAAGUAAACUUUAGUGCGCAGUCACUGAUUAAAUUUUCCAAACCAUGA
Molecule: messenger RNA, 1524 nt
Organism: Lycium ferocissimum
Lineage: Eukaryota; Viridiplantae; Streptophyta; Magnoliopsida; Solanales; Solanaceae
Exons: 5
Coding region: 72-1307 (411 amino acids)
Source: RefSeq, a predicted model, not a curated record